Emiliania huxleyi CCMP1516 is the source of this 846-nucleotide messenger RNA. RefSeq lists its product as hypothetical. The record is from RefSeq and is a predicted model, not a curated record. The annotation marks the transcript as partial. NCBI's taxonomy places the organism in Eukaryota, Haptophyta, Isochrysidales, Noelaerhabdaceae. The transcript is spliced from 3 exons.
AUGAUGUAGGCCUCUCGCCAGAUCCUGGCGGAUGCAGAGCGGCCGCUCCACGGGCAAUCGCGGCGUGCGCCGUGCCGCCGCCGCAGCCUCCUACGGCGGGGCGCACGUGCUGACCGCCUCGCUCGCCUUCUCCGACAGCGAUGCAGAGCGGAACUGGGUAGCCGAGCAGUUCCGCGGCGCUUACAUCCUCCACCUUCUCUACUCCUCCUCACUGCUUAUCAUGUUCGCGGCGGGCGCCUUGCUCGACGCCGAAGGUUUCCGCUUCGCCUCCCUCACGCUGGGGCCGUGCUUUGCCGGCGUGAUCGUGAUACGCGUGGGUCUGCACCACUCAGCCGACGAGUGCUGGGCGCAGCGGGUCGGCACGCGACUGAUGUGCGCGGUGGACGCAUCCAUCUGGGUGAUGAGCGCCUGGGUCUUCCACCAGCGGCCGAUUCGCGCGCCCGUUCUGAUCCUCGGGAUGUACUCCAUCGCGAUGGUGCUGUACCCGAUCAUCCUCAUGAUCCGCACCUUCUCGCACGCUCAGCGGAGCGCCGUUGUCGCCAUCGCCGUCGCCGCCACCACCGCGUCGCCCGUCUGGGUCGAGGGGAUGACGCAGGUUGAGUUCAUCGCCACCAACCUCAGCGCUCUUCUCACCGGCACCUGCUUCGCCUACCUGCUCGAGAAGCUCAAGCGAGAGAACGAGCAGAUGCACGUCGCCGCCCUCAACAAGUCGCGCGAGUCUGCGGCCGCCGACUCCCACCUGAACCAUGUCCUCAAAAACAAGAUUAUCCUGAUUGACCACUGGAUCGAGCUCACCCGCAAGGACAUCGCGCGGCGCUCUCCGAGCGGCGCCGCCCCGGCAGCCGC